UGGCCGUGGACACAAGGCUGCAUGUGGAGUGGAACGAGGUGAAGUCCCUGCGUGCACUGUCACCCGUGGGCAGCACCCGGACCUCGCUGGUUCACCGCCUGGCUCGCCACAGCUCGUUGGACAGCCAGGACUCUCUCGAGGUAAAUGUUGAAGACACUGUCGAAAUGUUACCCAAGUCCCGGCGAGCCCUCACCAUCCAGGAGAUCGCUGCCCUGGCCCGCUCCUCCCUGCACGGUAUCUCGCAGGUGGUGAAAGACCACGUGACGAAGCCGACGGCCAUGGCGCAGGGCCGUGUGGCACACCUCAUCGAGUGGAAGGGCUGGUGCAAGCCCGUGGACUCGCCUGUGGCUCUGGAGAGCGCCUUCAAUUCGUACUCGGACCUGAGUGAAGGGGAGCAGGAGGCCCGCUUUGCCGCAGGGGUAGCGGAGCAGUUCGCCAUCGCAGAGGCCAAGCUGCGGGCCUGGUCGUCUGUGGACGGGGACGAUUCCAACGACGAGUCCUAUGACGAGGACUUCGCCAUCAGCACCGACAGCGCCCAGCCAGCUGAUGCCGCGGGCCAGCUGCCGCCUGGCUCCCUUCUGAAGGACUUGCUUCACAGCCGCCUGGGCCAGCUGGGCGGGCGGCAGGGCUCCUGUGAGCCCGAGACCGACUCCUCUCAGACCAUCUCGCCCGAGACCUUGUGCUCGAGCCUCUGCAGCCUGGAGGACAGCCUCAUCCUCAAGGAGCUGGCCUCGCCGGCCGAGCUGGCCGCCAAGCUGCUGGGCGCCGUGGCCGGUGGCGACGAGCUGCUCUUUGCCAAGCUGCCCCCGCAGACUGGGCACAGUGCCUUCCGGAGCUUGGCGCAGCUGGACUGCCAGGACUCCAUGUACUCCAUGUCCUACACCGAGUCCUGCCUGUCCCCCACGGAGGACGAGGAGGUGGUGGGCAAGGACUCCCACACGCCGUGCCAGCUGCACGGGGACAGCUGUGGGGGGCGCCGGAAAGUCUCCGACGUGGCCUCCUCCGGGGUGGUGUCCCUGGACGAGGAGGAGGACGACGAGGCCGAGGCGCCGUGAGCGGCCCGGGGCGUGUGGCAUGCUGCAUUUCUCUCUCUCCUGCUCCGUGGCCCCCUCCCCGCCCUCCCCCCGUUCCCCAAGAGGACGAUGCCGGGGUCAAGCCUGGCGGUGAGGGGCAGGGGGGCAAGCCCUCUCCAUCACCCCCCACCCCCACCUCUGCGGGCUGGGGCGCGGGCUCGGGGCCUGGCACCGGCUGGGUUUGCUUGCUGUGUCUCUCUCUCUCAGUUUCUGUUGUCUGUUUUUUUGCAUGAGAGUGUUUCUGGGGAUUAAAUCAAACCGAAGCCAACCCCGGCACAGAGCCCGCUGGCCCCGCUGCUCUCUGGGCUGCUGCUCCGCCGGGUGCAAGGCCUGGCGCUGGCUGAGGAGGGUGGGGGGCAUGGCUGCUGCUGUUCCCAGCCACCUGGGUGGACCCCAGGCCUGGUGGGGCUAAGCCGGCUCUGAUCAGCCAGGGCUGGCACAGAUGGCUGAGGAUAGAGCAGGUUGGUGGAGGGGCAUGGUCCUUCCCCUUGGACAGCUGGCAUGUGCCUGUCGGGGGGGGGCUAAGAGAUGAGGCUUUGCUAUGAUGCUGUAGGGGUGUCUCUGGUUGCCAGCAUGGAGGGGAGCCGGGCGGGCACAGGGGGCUCUCACAGGUCGAUACCGCCCCUUGGACUCUCCUUCCGGGGGUGGGGGGAUGUUGUGGCUUCUGUAACCAGCCUUGCCGCCUCCUUCCUGGUCUGGGGGCCUUGGCUUGGCCUCGGCCUUCAAAUAUAAAUAUAACCUGUUGGACACUGCGGGCGUGAGGGCUGCGGUUCCUUCGGCCCAGAGAUGGGCGGUGGAGAUGGGUGCUCUCUCCGUGCCGCAGUCGGGGAGGACGAGCUGGGGGUCGCGUGGGCUCGUGCACAGACAGAGACGUGGGUGCACUCGCAUGGGACCCUGGUGUGCACAUGCACAUGUGGGAUGGUUCCCCUUCGGCCCCGGGCUGCCCCCUGCUCCCAGCCGCAGCUGCGCGGGGUGGGAUCCGGCUUCACCCUGGGCCCUGGGCGGGAGCAUGGCUGCGGGCUGGGGUGCGGGGUGGGCACCGUGGGGGCGGCAGUCUUGAGUGGUUCGGGUCAGGCUCCUGCUGAGAUGUGGUGUCAACCCAGGCCUAAUGCCCAGCCCCACCUGGGCCCCCUUGGCACCACGUCUGUGCCCUGUCCCACAGGCACACACCCUUGUGGCACAUGGUGUGGCCUGCCGGUGUCACACCAACACACUCAUCCCCCCACACAUACACGUAUCUCCCCACGUGCACAUGCCCCUCACACAUACACAUCUGUGUGCACACCCUACCUCACACACUCAAACCCUGCUCACACACACACACCUUUGCAGACUUCCCCCACUCAUCUCUCUCUUACACACACACACCCUUGCACACUCCCCCACACACACUCCUCACCUCCCUCUUACAUACACACACCCUUGCACACUCCCCCCACACACUCCUCACCCCUCUCUCACACACACACACACACACAUACACCCUGCUCCCCUCGCAUGCUCUCAUGUGAGAUACGGCAGUGCAUACAUACCCGUGCGCUUCCACGAGGCACGUGUGGGGGUGUGCUGGCACAUCCCCAGGGAUGGCACGUGCCCAUGUGCCUCGCAGGGAUGCUGCACACACAGGCAGGCAUGGCUCAGCAGAGGCCGUGAUCCCACAGCACACUCCAGCCCUUGCAAAGGUACAUGCCCACCUACACCCGCACCCACCCUGUCGCAUCACUUCCAGCCACCCAAGCCGGGGCAAGGGGCAGUGCAGCGCAAGCCCCUGCAGCUGUUGCUGCCCUCCUGGGGGAAUCCAACCUCUUGCUGUUCAGAGCCCUGCCCCAGGACUGUGAGGGCAGGACCAGGCCAGGGUCUUGGCCCCCUCCAGGGUCACCUGUGCCCCAGGGGCUAUUGCUGCCCCAGUGUCUUUGCCCCCUCAGGUGAGCGCUCCGUGCAGCCAUGGGGACCCUGUGCUAGAGCAGGGGGUGGCCUAGGGUCCUGGG
Alligator sinensis (Chinese alligator) is the source of this 3061-nucleotide messenger RNA. RefSeq names its product family with sequence similarity 131 member A (gene FAM131A). The record is from RefSeq and is a predicted model, not a curated record. The coding region runs from base 165 to 1055 and encodes 296 amino acids. The transcript has 6 exons. Lineage: Eukaryota; Metazoa; Chordata; Crocodylia; Alligatoridae.